Messenger RNA from Chenopodium quinoa (quinoa), 1416 nucleotides. RefSeq names its product short-chain dehydrogenase/reductase family 42E member 1-like. The transcript has 6 exons. Lineage: Eukaryota; Viridiplantae; Streptophyta; Magnoliopsida; Caryophyllales; Amaranthaceae. The coding region runs from base 220 to 1416 and encodes 398 amino acids. The record is from RefSeq and is a predicted model, not a curated record. Gene Ontology annotation, molecular function: 3-beta-hydroxy-Delta5-steroid dehydrogenase (NAD+) activity. Gene Ontology annotation, biological process: steroid biosynthetic process.
AAUUAAUUAAUGUGGGAAUAGGUGAAUGGAUUACAGGUCUAAGAAUAAUGAGUAAUUAACUCGAAAUGAAACAAAUGUCCAUAAAAUUCUGAGAAAAUAGGAGGGAUCAUCAUAUCAUAUUUUCAUAACUUACACAGUAACUAAGUAGACGACUAGUAGCCUUUCAAAAAAAAAAAAAGUAGACGACUAGUACAGAGUACAGAAUAAGACGAGAGGGAAAUGCAUUUGAGCGAGAAUGAAGGGAUCGAAGGGAAGACGAUGGUCGUCACCGGCGGUUUAGGGUUCGUCGGCGCAGCUCUCUGUCUCGAACUUCUCCUACGAGGUGCUCGCCAUGUUCGAUCUCUUGACAUCCGCUCAGAUUCUCCGUGGUUUUCUCAAUUGUCUCUUCACCCUAACUUUGUCUCCAUCACCGGGGACAUUACGUGUCAAAAGGAUGUCAAGAAGGCUCUAAAAGGGGCAGAUUGUGUUUUCCAUGUUGCUUCCUAUGGCAUGUCAGGAAAAGAAAUGCUUCAAUUUGGUCGCAUUGACGAGGUUAAUAUAAAUGGGACCUGCCUCAUACUGGAUACAUGCAUGGAUUUUGGCAUCAAGAGGCUUGUCUAUGUGAGUACCUGCAAUGUUGUUUUUGGAGGAAAAGAGAUCAUUAAUGGCAAUGAAACUCAACCUUAUCUUCCUCUAGAUGACCAUGUUGAUCCUUAUGGACGCAGUAAAUCCAUUGCUGAACAGCUGGUCCUGAAGUACAAUGGCCGCCCUUUCAGGGAGAAAAACAAUGAACAUCUUUACACCUGUGCUAUUCGUCCUGCUGCUAUCUAUGGACCUGGUGAAGACAGACACUUCCCAAGGAUAGUGAAUAAUGCAAAGUUAGGUAUUCUGCUAUUUAAAGUUGGUGAUCCAACUAUUAAAUCAGACUGGGUUUAUGUGGAUAAUCUUGUAUUGGCUCUUCUAUUGGCAAGUAUGGGGCUUUUAGAUGAUAUUCCUGGGAGAGAGGGAUGCCCAGUAGCAGCUGGACAGUCAUACUUCAUCUCUGAUGGGUGUCCAGUCAAUAUUUUUGAGUUCAUCCGUCCUCUCUUGAGGAGCCUGGAUUAUGAUCUACCAAAGGCCUCAUUGACUGUACCCUCAGCUCUUGUGCUUGGAAAUAUAUUUUGGUUUCUCUACACUGUUCUAUACCCAUGGCUUAAUAAAUCAUGGAUUCCACAACCAUUGAUUCUUCCUGCUGAAGUAUACAAGGUUGGUGUUACACAUUAUUUCUCGUCGCUAAAAGCUAAGGAGGAGUUGGGUUACUUUCCGAUGGUGAGCCCAAAGGAAGGCAUGUUGAAGUUUGCAUAUCCAUCAUCAUCAAAACUUCUUAAGGUUCAACAAUUCCCCCUUUUUGAUGAUGACAAACUUAGCAAACUUCGAGCAAGAAAGCAAAUAGAAUAG